ACCAUUAAAUAAACAGUUUUAUUUAAUUCCAUGAAGUUACUUUUAUAGUCCACCGUACUCCACCCGAUCGAUGGGACCACACAUGUUUUUGAUCAGUUCUGUGGUCGGUGACUGGUUUACCUGGUUUUUGAUUACCGUGAAAAUCAAUUUUUUGAUAUUUCGGUAUCAAAUUAACAAUUUAAGACCUUUGAAGACUCUCUUUCGCAUAACGAGUAUUGCAAAUUCGUAAAUGCCGAGGAGUGAUCGAGUCACGAGCUUGUAGGUUAAUCAUGAGCUCCGUAAUGUAACUAGUUUCCAUUAAAAUAAUUGAAAAUGGACAACGUUGCGACUGCAGAAUGUUUGACCCUUGAUUUUGGCCCUUUUGAAACCGUUCAUCGUUGGCAACGUAUGCCAGAAUGCGAUGAAUUCGUCGGUGCAAGGCGUAGCAAACACACUGUUGUAGCAUAUGAAGAUGCAAUAUAUGUUUUUGGCGGUGAUAAUGGUAGAAGAAUGUUGAAUGAUUUGUUGAGAUUUGAUGUGAAAGAGAAAUCCUGGGGACGUGCAUUGGUAGCUGGAGCUCCUCCUGCUCCACGUUAUCAUCAUUCUGCAGUUGUGCAUGAUUCUUCUAUGUUUGUAUUUGGUGGUUAUACCGGUGAUAUACAUUCCAAUUCGAACCUCACCAAUAAGAAUGACUUGAUCGAGUACCGGUUCCAAACUUGCCAAUGGACAGAGUGGAAAUUUAUUGGGAAAACACCUGUAGCCAGGUCAGCGCAUGGAGCUGCUGUAUAUGACAAUAAGUUAUGGAUAUUCGCAGGUUAUGAUGGAAAUGUAAGAUUAAACGAUAUGUGGACAAUAUCAUUGUUGCCUGGGGAGCCAAGAGUCUGGGAGGAAGUUGUUCAGUCCGGGGAUUGCCCGCCGACGUGUUGCAAUUUCCCUGUCGCGGUGGCCCGCGAAUCCAUGUUCGUAUUCAGCGGUCAGAGCGGAGCGAAGAUCACCAAUAGCCUUUUCCAAUUUCAUUUUCGAGAAAAAAGAUGGACGCGUAUUUCAACGGAGCACAUACUUCACGGUGCUCCGCCACCGCCUGCACGUCGAUACGGUCACACAAUGGUCAGCUUCGACAGGCAUCUUUAUGUCUUCGGCGGCACGGCCGACUCCACGUUACCCAAUGAUCUCCAUUGUUAUGAUCUUGAUACGCAAACAUGGAAUAUUAUAUUGCCGUCCGCGAAUAGUCAGGUUCCAUCCGGUCGUUUGUUCCACGCGGCGGCGGUUAUUGGUGAGGCGAUGUUCAUUUUCGGUGGAACGGUCGAUAAUAACGUACGAAUAGGUGAAACGUAUCGGUUUCAAUUCUCAUCUUACCCAAAGUGUACGUUGCACGAUGAUUUUGGGAGAUUGUUGAGGGGUCGUCUUUUCUGCGACGUAGAGUUCGUAGUAGGGGACAUGGAAACGAAAAUACCCGCUCACAUAGCUAUGGUAGCGGCUAGAUCGCAAUUUCUCAGAGCUCGAAUUAUACAGGCACGAGAGAAGCGAGAGAAACACUUGGAAGACACGUUUGGGACUGUCGACGUACCGAUAAAAGAUCAACCGUUGUUAGAGGUGAGGCUGACGGACGCGGUGCCUGAAGCUUUCGAAAUGGUUUUAAACUAUAUCUACACCGAUCGCAUCGAUCCAACAAAGAGGAGCGAAGAUGGAUCGAGCAGUCGCGUCGAAGAUCCUCUGAGCAAUCGAAUCGUACUUCUUAUGAUGGACGUGUAUCGUUUGGCGGUGCAAUUCAAUAUGAAACGGUUGGAGCAACUGUGCGUCCAUUACCUGAAGGCAACCAUAAGCCACGCGAAUGUUCUCGAGGCGUUGCACAACGCCGCUCAGUUGAAGCUGGACUUCAUAAAGGAGUUCUGUUUGAGUUUCGUCGUGAAAGAGAGCAACUACAAUCAAAUUGUAAUGAGCCAAGAGUUCGAGACUCUGGACCAGCCUCUGAUGGUAAAAAUUAUUAGGAGGCGUCAGAUGCCACAGGCGAGAAACUUUUCGAAGCAGUACGACUUCGGUACAGGAACGACGCUCGAGCAAGAUAUGGAGGCGUUUUUGGAAAGCGUCGGCAGAGAAUUCUGCGAUAUAACGUUGAUGUUGGACGGAGUGCCGAUUCCGGCCCAUAAAGCGAUACUUGCGGCUCGAUGUAGCUACUUCGAGGGAAUGUUCCGUUCUUUUAUGCCAGAAAACAAUACAGUGAACAUACAAAUAGGCGAAAUGAUACCGUCCUCGGAAUCAUUCGACUCCUUGUUGAGGUACAUUUACCACGCAGACGUUUCCAUGCCACCCGAAGACUCCUUGUAUUUAUUUACCGCCCCGGUUUUUUACGGUUUCACGAACAAUCGGUUGCAAGCCUUUUGCAAACAGAAUCUCGAAAUGAACGUAACCUUUGAGAACGUUAUACAAAUUUUGGAAGCCGCGGAUAGAAUGCAAGCUGCCGAUAUAAAGAAGUAUGCGUUGGAUCUCAUCGUGCACCAUUUCACAGAGGUCGCGAGGCUUCCGAGAUUGAAGCAACUGAGUCGAGAGCUUUUGUUGGACAUCAUCGAGGCCCUAGCCGACGAACGCAGCGAGGCUCGAACGUGCCAGGACAUGGCGAACGAUUGCUGACGGAUUCUUGCCUCGCACCGUUGUCCCUUUACAUGGGAUUCCCCAUCGCCCUCCAGCUGUCAACUCGAAACGAGCCAAGACAACGAACCAAUGACGGCCCGGACAGCCCAAAACCGCAACUAUGUGUUCACAAACGGCUCUUGAACUCUACUCAAAAGACCGUAAACUAUUUUUAUAGCAGAGAAGCAACUUUGCACCGGCGAUUAUCGAUGUUAUAAAUAUGUAUAUUUAAGAGUUUUAUAAAGUAAAAUAAUUUAUUGGAUAUUAAUAUAAAUUUGUUGUA
Molecule: messenger RNA, 2890 nt
Organism: Colletes gigas
Lineage: Eukaryota; Metazoa; Arthropoda; Insecta; Hymenoptera; Colletidae
Gene: Lztr1
Product: leucine-zipper-like transcriptional regulator 1
Exons: 10
Coding region: 313-2607 (764 amino acids)
Cellular component (GO): Golgi apparatus
Molecular function (GO): protein binding
Source: RefSeq, a predicted model, not a curated record